AGGUGGCUAUUGGAAGGAGAGUGGGAGCCGGGCGCGCCCUGGUGUUGAGUCGAGCCAUAGCUGUGGUCUUCAUACUAUGGGGUUGUGUCACUUCUGUGUGCAUGGCCAUGGCAGCUUCAUUCAUUUCCCCGACGAAGGGUGGAUGGUCUCAAGACACUCAACUUGCUCACGCUCCAGUGACGGCACUGGCUGACGUCGAUGCCUUGCCGGAACAGACUGAGAGGUUCCGUCUCGGAGAUGGCCAGGCGGCUGUUCCCUCAGAAGAGAACGACGACCUGCUCGGUGGUGGUCCCGCCAUGGUAGGGCGACCGGUCGUGCUGCCAGGCAGGCGGUCGCUGUCAGAUCGCUACCGGUCUUCAAGAAUCUCUGCUGAGCUGAAAACAAUCCAAGAGCAGAACACCACCGCUCCCCAACGAGGACAACCUGUUGUCCCUUCUGCUCCCCCCUCUCACGCUGGACUCUCCACCCAGCCAUGUCGACAAGCUUUGGAGGGCAGUCGCGCAGGUGAAGCCAGUUAUAGCGAUGGCCACGGCUAUGGAGAUGCAGAUGCACAUGACGAAGAUGCAGAGGCAGAGGCAGAGGCAGAGGGAAAUGACAAGCCUACGGCUUCCCUACAGCAACGGAGGAGCUGGUCCCGAUCGGCGAGAGCGAAGAUAGUCUUUGGCAGCGGCCCCGAUCUGGAUCUGGCUGGCGAUACCGAUCCCGACUCGAGUCAGUCCGCACUUCCCAGCACGAUGAGGGCUAAGAUGAAGCACCCCAUCCCGACCGAGAACACGAGCGAUGGCGUGACCUCUAACAGCACAACAACUGCUGGCCGUCAAAGCAAUACCAAGGCCGAUGGGAAGGACGGGCCCGGCAUGGCGAUGGCGGCGGCCUCAGCUGCGAUAGACUUCAUGUCGGGAUCGGGAUCCCGUGCUGGACAGGCGUUCGGUUACGGCAAGGACACGAAAGGCGGCGGCUCCGGGCCUAUUGUUGUUGUCGUCAACUACGCCGACUCGGGCGAGGGGACUCUGCGCGAGGCCUGCAGUCGUUCGGGCUCCUUGCGCAUCGUCUUCGCAAAGGACGGGGAGAUCAGGCUGGCCUCGCCUGUGCCUUGCUCGUCGGACAAGACGAUCGACGGUGGGGGGAAGAAGGUGAMSAUCUCUGGCUAUGGCAUCGWMGUSAAGRRUCAGSAGAAUGUGAUCGUCAGGAACCUGUGCUUCGCUGGCUCGAGGAUGGAUGGGAUCACCAUCAGGCAUAGCACCAACGUGUGGAUYGAYCGSUGCUCAGUCACGAGAGUCGGCGAUGGCGGCRUCGACGUGGUCGGKGCUUCGUACGGUGUCACCAUCUCCAGCUGCUACUUCUCCGGRAUAUGGAAGACGAUGCUCCUCGGCAAUGGCGACRAGGAGAYCGGGGAUAGGGUGAUGAGGGUUUCUGUUGCCUUCAACUGGUUCGACAAGUGUCUGUCCCGCAUGCCACGCGGUCGCUUCGGUACCUUCCACGUGUGUUCUAAUCUGUACACCGACUGGGGACACUACGCAGUCGGGGGCUCCAUGGGAGCCAAGCUGUUGGUGGAGAAGAACAUCUUCCGCGCUGGUCGGACCUUGGAAGUCAACGGCUUUGACCCUGAGGGCAGCGAUGGCAUCACGCUCAUGUUCCGGGACAACCAGCUGCUCAACGGGGCCCAGAUUGACAGUCAGAACUUUGGGACUGUCUCUGUCCCAUUCUCCUGCCCGGCGAAGAGCGAAGCGUCGAUUCGAAGCAGCGCGGGGUGCGGAUACCCAUGCAGCUAAUCUAGACGGUCACCCCCCUCCCCCUUCCCCUCCCCCUCCCCCUCCCCCCCCCUGUUCCUCCAUCCGCCCGCACUGUUUUGUGGCCCCCCUUGCGGCAGGAGCAAAUCGCACUGCAGCGACUCAGCGAGGGACAGCUCUUUUUCCACCUGCCUUCUUCCCCCCCAAUAGAACGUACGGUCAUUAUCCCUGUACCUAGAAUGAAAGAUGCCUCAAAUA
This is a messenger RNA of Chara braunii, 1988 nucleotides long. Lineage: Eukaryota; Viridiplantae; Streptophyta; Charophyceae; Charales; Characeae. The record is from the annotation of a GenBank genome assembly.